UACCAUAAACUACUUUCUACAGUAUUAAUUCUACUUAAAUAUUUUCAUGUAACUACCUCUCUUCUUCGCAAUUUGAGGCAAAGAACAAAUAGAAACAAAGUCAGAGCAUGCUUUCUGCCUUUCAGUAGCUGACACAAAGAAAGUAUGAUGAACGAAGAUAUCGGCGUCCAGGCCCGAGUUGUGGCGAUCCGUGAGGUGGCCAAGCUCCUGCCGCUGCCGGAGUUCUUGCCGUUGAUAGCUUCGACCAAAGCUGAUUACGUUUCUCGCCAGCAGGUGAAUGAUGCACAUCUCAGUACAAUGGUAGCUAAACAGAUUGAACAAGCACAGGCUGGUCUUGAAUCACUUUCCUUAUCCCAGAAGAUCAUUGGCCAAUUAAGAGAGAACUAUGUUUCUGUUGAAAAAUUAUGCCAAGAAUGCCAAACGUUAAUCGAAAAUCAUUAUCAAAUUAGGCUUCUCAGUAACACAAGGAAUAACCUGAAAGCCACCUUGAAGGAUGCGGAGGGAAUGAUGUCGAUUUCUGUUGAUGCUGCUGUAGCACGAGAAUCUCUAAAUGAUCACAAAGAACUCAUCAACACCUAUGAGAGGUUAAUAGCUCUUGAUGCAAAGCGGAGGUUUGCUUUAGCUGCUGCUGUGUCUCAUAAGGAAGAGGUUUGCAGACUAAGAACGUAUUUUGAAGAUGUAGAUCGCACAUGGAAAUGUUUUGAAAAAACACUAUGGGGCCAUAUUUCCAACUUCUUCAAACUUGCUAAAGAGAGCCCACAAACUUUGGUCCGUGCUAUAAGGGUUGUUGAGAUGCAAGAAUAUCUAGAACAGCAACUUGCAAAAGAAGCAUCAGAGGCUGAGGAGGGUGGAACCCUUGCAUCAAUAACAAAACCUCAAAAAAAUAUUAAGAAAUGUGUAAACGCACCAACUUCUCUGAAAAACAAUAUGCAGCAAAACGGGAGGGUCCACGAGAAAGGUUACAAGGAUAAAUGCUAUGAACAUAUAAGAAAGGCUGUUGAGGCACAUUUUGAUCAGCUACUUUGUGAGGAAGACCUUAAAGCUGCCAUAGAUGAGGCAAAAGCGGUGGGGGAAGAGCUUGGAGAUGUGUAUGAUUAUGUGGCUCCCUGCUUUCCUCCUAGAUAUGAAAUUUUCCAGUUCAUGGUAAAUCUUUAUUCUGAGAGGUUUAUUCAGUGGCUGAGAAAGCUAAGUGACCAAACCAAUAAUCUGACAAACAUAGAGAUUUUAAAGGUAACUGCAUGGGCGAUGGAGUACCAAGAUAGUUUAAUUGCACUUGGAGUUGAAGAGUCUUUGGCUCAAGUUUGUUCUGAAAGUGGUUCAAUGGAUCCCCUCAUGAAUGCUUAUGUUGACAGAAUGCUGGUAACAACUAAGAAGUGGUGCCUGAACAUUCUUGAAGCAGAUAAACUGCGACCACCAAAAAUGACCACCAAGGGAAAACUAUAUACGCCUGCUGCUGUUGACUUGUUUAGGAUCCUUGGAGAACAAGUCCAAGUAGUGAGAGACAAUAGAACGGAUGUCAUGCUAUACAGAAUUGCUUUGGCAAUAAUUCAGAUUAUGAUUUACUUUCAAGGUGCUGAGAGAAAGAGAUUAGCAGAAUCUGUGCCUGAAUUUGAUCUGGAAGCUUUAUGUGCAAUGAUAAACAAUAAUCUUCGCUGCUAUGAUCUCAGCAUUGAGCUAUGUUGUAGUAUCACUGAAGCACUCCCAGAUAAAUAUGCUCAGCAGCAGGUUCAUUUUGAGCACUCGUGCAAAGGUUUUCUGGAAGUUUCAAAGAAAGCCAUCCAUGAAACUACCAAGCUCAUUUUUGAAGAACCAACGGUGCAGGAAGUAUUAGGAAAACUGUAUCAGAGGGAUUGGCUGGAAGGACUGGUCACAGAGAGCCUAGUUAAAACAUUUGAUGAUUACUAUGAUGUUGUGAGAACGUAUCUUGAGGAGACAUCAUUUAGUUGUCUUGUUGAGGCUUUGCUGGAGGAGACAGUGAUUUUUUAUGUGGAGCAUCUACUUAUGCAGAAAGAUUACAUCAAGGAAGAAACCAUUGAAAGGAUGAGGCUAGAUGAAGAAAUUCUUUUGGAUUUCUUCCAAAAUGAUAUAAGUGCUUCUAAAGUUGAAAGCAUAUUAAAGAUACUCGGCGAUUUAAGAGAACUCGCUUCUUCAGAGAGCCCAGAUUCCUUCAUACUUGCAUAUACUAAUACUCUGGAGCAUCAACCAGACUGUCCUCCUGAGGUUGUUGAGAAGAUUGUGGGAAUGAGGGAGGGUAUACCACGAAAAGAUGCCAAAGAGGUGGUUCACAAGUGCAAAAAAGUGUACGAAAGUUAUCUGGUGAAUGGAAGUCCUCCUAAUAGGGGCUUUGUUUUCCCCAAGGUGAAGUACUUGUCGGAUGAUUCUGGGGUCUCCAGCUUUUGGAAAAAGCUAGCAUAAGCAGAUCGAAAAAGUGGGAUAUUAGGACAGUAUUUAAGAAUACAAAGCCUGACACAUGGCUGAUAGUUUCAAUGUAAAGCAGUAAAGUAGUAGAGCUAACCCAUAUUUUCAUCUUUAUCAGGUAAUUUUGUAGUCCGUAUCAAACACAAUUUUUUUUUAUUUUUCAUGCUGAAUUGAUGUAAUAAUCAAAAUAAAAAAGAGUGAAGCUACUUUUCUGACUAAAUA
Molecule: messenger RNA, 2640 nt
Organism: Cuscuta epithymum
Lineage: Eukaryota; Viridiplantae; Streptophyta; Magnoliopsida; Solanales; Convolvulaceae
Source: the annotation of a GenBank genome assembly